Messenger RNA from Leptosomus discolor (cuckoo roller), 649 nucleotides. Lineage: Eukaryota; Metazoa; Chordata; Aves; Leptosomiformes; Leptosomidae. The record is from RefSeq and is a predicted model, not a curated record.
GAACGACUGUGAGAAGAUCAUCCACCAGCGAACCAACACGGCCCCCUUCGACCUGGUCCCUCAGGAGGAAGGUGCCGGCGUCCCCGUCACGGGGAUGAAGCCGCUGGACGGCAGCGGAGAGCGCCCGAAGGGCAUUCAGGAGACGGAGCAGAUGCUGCAGGUGGGCACGGUGCUGACGGGGGUGGGCGAGCUGGUCCUGGACAACGCCGCCAUCAAGCUGCAGCCCCCGAAGCAGGGCCUGCCCUACUACCUGAGCGGCCUGGAUUUCCACACCCUGCUGCAGAAACAAGAAGCCAGCGUCCGGUUUUGGAAAAUCCUGACCGUCGCUUUCGGUUUUGCCACCUGCGCCGUCCUCUUCUUCAUCCUACGGAAGCAAUACCGGCAUCACCGGGAGCGGCGACACCUCAGGCAGAUGCAGGAUGAAUUCCGACAGGCCCAGGAGCGCCUGAUGGGGGAGAUGAGCGCCGAGGGCAGAGAGACGCUCAGAAACGCCUGCGUCGUCUGCCUGAGCAACACCAAAUCCUGCGUCUUCCUGGAGUGCGGCCACGUCUGCUCGUGCACCGAGUGCUACGGGGCUCUCCCCGCGCCCAAGCGGUGCCCGGUCUGCAGGCAGCCCAUCGCCAGGGUGGUCCCCUUGUACAACAGUUAA